Molecule: messenger RNA, 1809 nt
Organism: Siniperca chuatsi (mandarin fish)
Lineage: Eukaryota; Metazoa; Chordata; Actinopteri; Centrarchiformes; Sinipercidae
Product: beta-1,3-galactosyltransferase 2-like
Exons: 2
Cellular component (GO): membrane
Molecular function (GO): N-acetyl-beta-D-glucosaminide beta-(1,3)-galactosyltransferase activity
Source: RefSeq, a predicted model, not a curated record
CCUCCUCUGCUUGCACAGGUCUCACCAGCUGACACUUCAGCAUCUAAGUACUUGGUGGCAUACCCACACCAGUACCGUUUCAUAUUGGACGAACCCAACAGAUGUUGGCAGGAAAGCCCGUUCUUGGUUCUUAUGAUUCCAGUUGCACCGCACAACAGAGAGGCCCGUGACAUAAUCCACAACACGUGGGUCAAAGAAACCACAGUGCUGGAUAGAGUGGUCAGCCAUUACUUCUUGCUGGGACUGUCCAAAGAGAAAGAUGGGACAGAGCCCCUUGUGGAGCAAGAAAGCCAGACACAUCAUGACAUUCUCCAGAGUGACUUCUUGGACAGCUACAGUAACCUCACCAUUAAAACCAUGGUCAUGUUCGAAUGGCUCAGCUCCCAUUGCCCAAACACCUCGUACGCCAUGAAGGUCGACUCGGACAUGUUUCUCAAUGUCCCCAACCUCGUUGAAAUGCUUUUGAAAGCCCCCCGAAAUCUCUACAUGACAGGAAUGGUGGCAAGGGGUGCUUCUGUUCUUAGAUACCGUAACUCAAAAUGGUUUCUGCCUGUUUCUGUCUUCCCUGAGUCGAAGUACCCACCGUAUGCCCUGGGACUGGGCUAUGUUUUCUCACUGGAUUUACCCAAGAAGAUACUGGAGGCGUCUGCACAUGUUAAAGCUGUUUACAUUGAAGAUGUAUACGUGGGACUGUGUAUGAGACAUUUGGGAAUCGCACUGACAGAUCCUCCUCGUGAUGGUUUGUUUAGGACAACGAUGCCUUAUUUUCCAAGCAACUGUUACUGGACCUCUGUCAUUACAACAAUACUAGAGAACUCUAACCAGCUUUCAGAUGUAUGGGGAAAAUAUCAGAUUCAAGCACAAAGUGGCUGUUAAACACUUCUGCCUGUACCUUAUGAAAAUUGUGACUGUUUUAAAGUUGCACCCAGUGACUGUGUAGCCCUUUUGCACAGUUCAGCAGUCAGAAUGUCUGAUGAGGCUUCCGCUGAAGGUACUCAUAAAAUAGAAAAUAGAGGCGGCUCUGGCCCUUCCUGUAAAGAGCUUGAGUGUUCUUAGCCCAGUCCAGUUUAUUGUCCACGUGUACUCCCAGGUACUUGUAGUCCUCAACAAUGUCCACUGUUAAAAAGGCCAUUAUAUUCAUCAGAAUAAUAUGCCUUCUGAUAUAAAUCUCUCUCUCUGUUUGCCGAGAUUGAAUGGUUGACACACAGCAUCCAGCACAGCAGCCGAUCAGCGUUCACGGAUUGACGUGCAGGCGAUCAUCCCGCCCAUAGCGCUUAGUGCAAAGUUGAAAGCGAGUCCAGCGGAGCGCUGACACAGAUGCUGAACUUUUCUGUUUCAUAUCUUAUAUAGUUUUAUUCAUCAUUCGGGUGUUGUGCGCCUAUUGAAAGUAAGUGCAUUAUAUGUGAUCUUUGUAGGAUCGCUUGUGUGUAAUGGUAUUCUAUUUGCUUUUAUAAAGUGCGUCAGUAUGGCUAAUGAUAAGAGAUUAUUGUCUUUAGCACGAUGUUACGCUGUAUAUAUGUUACCUUUAUUCAUACUUGCUUAUACUGAUGUUGUGUUUGUAUAUUGCGUUUGUAUUUCGGUGCAGUUUACUUGUCUAAGUGCUCAUUUUCCAGAGAUUCUAAGUUGUAAACAACUUAAUGCGCACGUGCGCAGAACAUGUCCAGACCGAGCACCGCUAUAUAGAACAGAUUAAGCUGUUUUAUUGUUUAACUUAACGUGCAUGACAUACCUAAUUUGUUUUCUUGCAACUAUUAAUCCUUUUAAUUUUGUAUUUUGCUAAAUAUACAUUGUGUAUUUUUGUUUAACAGU